AUGUCUAGCACACGCAGAAUUCCAAUGUCUCUUGUGACAGUGGUGACAUUGUUGUUCCUCUCCAUUGGAACAACCAAUGCAUUAAUGCCAUACACGAGGACCCUUUGGGACAUGAUGCUCCCUUCGGAUGACCCUUUCAGAAUCCUUGAACAAACCCCACUUAACAUUCCCAAAGGCAUUGAAACUCUUGCUUUGGCACGUGCUGAUUGGAAGGAAACACCUUCAGAACAUGUCAUAGUGUUGGAUCUGCCAGGGUUGAAGAAAAAUGAUGUGAAGAUUGAGGUGGAGGAGAACCGCGUGUUGAGGAUCAGUGGUGAGAGGAAGGGAGAAGAAGAGAAAGAAAAUGAGAAAUGGCAUAGAGCUGAAAGGACUAAUGGAAAGUUCUGGAGACAGUUCAGGUUGCCAUCAAAUGCAGACUUGGAGCAUGUUAAGGCUUCUCUUGAGGAUGGGGUGUUGAAGAUCACAGUGCCCAAGUUGGCUGAGGAUAAGAAGAGGCAACCUAAGAUCAUUAACAUCGCUCAAGAAGAAUCUGUUGCUGAAGAUGUUAAGGCUACCAAGGCUGAAAAGUGA
Messenger RNA from Abrus precatorius (Indian licorice), 570 nucleotides. RefSeq names its product 22.7 kDa class IV heat shock protein-like. Lineage: Eukaryota; Viridiplantae; Streptophyta; Magnoliopsida; Fabales; Fabaceae. Gene Ontology annotation, biological process: protein complex oligomerization; protein folding; response to hydrogen peroxide. The record is from RefSeq and is a predicted model, not a curated record. The transcript has a single exon. Bases 1 to 570 code for a protein of 189 amino acids.